Messenger RNA from Boleophthalmus pectinirostris (great blue-spotted mudskipper), 1434 nucleotides. RefSeq names its product transforming growth factor, beta 1a (gene tgfb1a). Bases 263 to 652 code for a protein of 129 amino acids. The record is from RefSeq and is a predicted model, not a curated record. Gene Ontology annotation, cellular component: extracellular region. Gene Ontology annotation, biological process: regulation of cell population proliferation; transforming growth factor beta receptor signaling pathway; SMAD protein signal transduction. The transcript has 4 exons. Lineage: Eukaryota; Metazoa; Chordata; Actinopteri; Gobiiformes; Gobiidae. Gene Ontology annotation, molecular function: type II transforming growth factor beta receptor binding; growth factor activity; cytokine activity.
CUUUCUAGAUAAAACCACACUAACUCUAGUCCUGCUCAACAUAAUCAAAUAUUAACUCCUAACUUGGUAGUUUAAGCUCAAUUAACCUGUUGAUAUUUAUGAUGCAGAGGACGAACAGGCCUUUCAACUCCGGGUCUUCUGUGACUGCGACCCUAAACGUGCCAGCAGCAGCUUCAAUUUUGACAUUUCUGGAAUCAGCAAUGGGAGAGGAGACCUAAAUAAACUAUCGUUAAUUACCCAACAACUUCCUUAUAUCCUCACCAUGUCCAUCCCUAAAAAUGUCAGCAGCCACCUCACGACUCGCAGGAAACGCUCCACUGACUCAAAGGACACUUGCACAGCCCAGACAGAAACAUGCUGUGUGCGAAGCUUGUACAUUGACUUCAGGAGGGAUUUAGGCUGGAAGUGGAUCCACAAGCCCACGGGCUACCACGCCAAUUACUGCAUGGGCUCCUGCACUUACAUCUGGAACGCUGAAAACAAAUAUUCACAGAUCUUGGCCCUGUACAAACAUCACAACCCAGGAGCCUCAGCCCAACCGUGCUGCGUUCCCCAAAGCCUAGAGCCACUGCCAAUUCUCUACUACGUGGGCCGGCAGCACAAGGUGGAACAGCUGUCCAAUAUGAUCGUGAAGUCCUGCAAGUGUAGCUAAAAAUACAUAGCGGCGUGGAGCGUUGGCACACAAGGAUAUACAACUGAGAAGGAUGAAAGGAGUUUUGUUUGAGACUUGAGGCUCCGACAAAGGGAAUAUUUAAAACCAUCUGGAUCGCUUGUGGUCCAGUUUUCCUCCUGUCAUCCAUGACAUUGUUGUUAUGGAUGCAGAUGAAAGCAUAGACUCCUGUAUAGGUAGUAUUUUCCAUGUCUGAACUGACCUGAACGUGGUUAAAAUAUACAUGUUGAAAUUAAUUUAUUUUGUAGAUUAAAAGUGCAUUUUACAUUUAUUUUAUUACAAAUGUGGAUAAAGCCUGGACCAAAUGAACUUUGAUGGAAGAUAAGCCAUUUCUUUAGGACAUUUAAGACUUCCUUACAAGGUCAUAUUUAUGGUGCUUUAACUGAGGUAUGGAAUUAAGUGCCAUGAAAGAUACCUGUAAUGAUGCAGGUGUUGAGGGCAGCAAAGGGACUGUCCAACUGAGGGGAAUUCCUACAAGUGAAGUUACUGACGAAGCAAUAUCUCACCAACCAUCCAUCACAUUAACUUUCUACAAUGUUACUGUUUAUUAGGAGGGAUUUGUGUUGCCUUUGUGGUUCACAGCUUCAGUUUAUCACAUCACAUACUAGAUCUAUCAUAUCAGAAGUACAUUUCAGCACAAACAAUAAACAUUCGUCUGAAGGUCAAGAUGUAGUACACACAGGAAAGUUUACCAUUUUUAAAUGCACUUACAAUUUGUACUGAUAAAAAUGUUAAAAUAUGAAAUAAAGUAAAUGUUGUUUGUA